Paramecium tetraurelia is the source of this 624-nucleotide messenger RNA. RefSeq lists its product as uncharacterized. Lineage: Eukaryota; Ciliophora; Oligohymenophorea; Peniculida; Parameciidae. The record is from RefSeq and is a predicted model, not a curated record. The transcript has 3 exons.
AUGUCUGUUAUUUUCAUAUGUUAUUCUAACAAAUAUCAUAUAACUGAUGUAUAUAUAGUUUUGAAAAUCAAUAUAUUGAUUUCUAUAAUUUAUUUAGAUGAGAUAAUUUAGAGGUGGUUCGAAUAAAAGAGGAGGACAAACCAAUGGAAGAUCAUUUAGAGGUGGAAAUCAAACUUUCAGAGGCAACAGAAAUAAUAAUAACAGAUCUAACAAUCAACAAGGAAAUUUUAAAAAUACUUAGUUUAGAAGACCAUCUAAUUAAAAUUCUAAUUCAGGUUACAAUAGGCCAAGAAAUCAAAACAGAGGAGGAAGACCUUAAAAGAGGAAGAGGAAAUUAAUAAAGGAUAAGGAUUUAAAUAACAAAAUACAUAGCGAAGAAGAAGAUUUGGGUUCAAAUAAAAUAAUUAGAAUGGUGAAAAGUAGUAAAGGUUCAUCAAAACUGGCAGAAAGAAUAGAAUUAACUCAGAUGUUUAUAAGAUAGCCAAAGAUAUACAAAGGAAAUCAAAAAUGGAAUAGGCAUUAGAUAAUUAUUGGAAGAAAGGUGAUUAAACAAAGAAUGAUAAACCUACUCAAGAAGCUAAUAAUGAAAAAUGAUAUCAAUUAAAUAUAUAUUAAUAAUUUAAA